Macadamia integrifolia is the source of this 3412-nucleotide messenger RNA. RefSeq names its product auxin response factor 2A-like. The record is from RefSeq and is a predicted model, not a curated record. Gene Ontology annotation, biological process: response to hormone; regulation of DNA-templated transcription. NCBI's taxonomy places the organism in Eukaryota, Viridiplantae, Streptophyta, Magnoliopsida, Proteales, Proteaceae. Gene Ontology annotation, cellular component: nucleus. The coding region runs from base 380 to 2959 and encodes 859 amino acids. Gene Ontology annotation, molecular function: protein binding; DNA binding. The transcript has 15 exons.
UGGCAGCUGGACCUUCCCUGUACCCAGUGGCCUAUCAGAGAGAAAAGAGGGAGGGGGAGCAUUGGUGGCAGAAGAGAGAGAGAGAGGCAGAGUGAGAGAGAAAGGGAUAACAGAGGAGCGGGACGCAGAUGAGGAGAAAGAGAUCGAAGAAAUGGUCAAAUCGAGAGAAAUCGCUCGCAGAGAAAGAUAUUGCUUUCUGUUUCAAGUCUAGGGUUUCAGAGAAGUUUCUGGUUAUCUUCCCGGUGGAGCUUUGCGGAAUUAGUCUUUAAAUCACUGUGCGGCGUUGUUUUGAGGUUUUCCAGUUGCUAGGGCUUUGAGGAUUUUGAUAUUUUGGCUGAGAAGCUGCAGAUGAGAGAUCUGUGCUGAAAGUUUCACGAAGAUGACUGUUUCAGAGGUUUCGAUUAAAGGACAUAGCAGUAACGGCCGUGGCGAGUGCUUGUCUUCCGGUUGCAGCGAGCCUAAUGAUGCCGGUGUCGGAAAGAACGGCGUACCAGAUACUACGAACCUGUAUCCAACUUUUUCAACCGGUGGAAAAGAUUCUGAAGACGCGCUUUAUACAGAGCUUUGGCAUGCUUGCGCUGGUCCUCUCGUGACGGUGCCGCGCGAAGGGGAGAGAGUUUUCUACUUUCCUCAGGGACAUAUCGAGCAGGUUGAGGCAUCAACGAAUCAGGUCGCUGACCAGCAGAUGCCUGUUUAUGAUCUUUCUCCUAAGAUCCUCUGCCGUGUGAUUAACGUCCAAUUGAAGGCCGAACCUGACACCGAUGAAGUGUUCGCUCAAGUGACUUUGCUUCCUGAAGCAAACAAAGAUGAGAACUCUGUUGAGAAGUCGUCGCUGCCCCCGCCUCCUCCACAUCCUCAUGUACACUCGUUUUGCAAGACCUUGACGGCCUCGGAUACUAGCACUCAUGGUGGAUUUUCUGUGCUAAGACGGCAUGCUGAUGAAUGCCUUCCACCACUGGACAUGGACCGGCAACCUCCAACCCAGGAAUUGGUGGCCAAGGAUUUGCAUGGGGUUGAGUGGCGGUUCCGCCAUAUAUUUCGUGGUCAGCCUAGGAGGCAUCUGCUUCAAAGUGGCUGGAGCGUCUUUGUCAGCUCCAAAAGGCUUGUUGCUGGGGAUGCUUUUAUUUUUCUCAGAGGUGAAAACGGGGAACUUCGCGUAGGGGUUAGACGCGCUAUGAGACAGCAAAGUAACAUCCCUUCUUCAGUGAUAUCUAGUCACAGCAUGCAUCUUGGAGUCCUCGCAACAGCCUGGCAUGCUGUCUCAACAGGAACCAUGUUCACGGUGUACUAUAAACCUAGGACAAGCCCUGCAGAAUUUCUUGUUCCAUGUGAUCAAUACAUGGAGUCUGUCAAGAACAACUAUUCUAUAGGGAUGAGGUUCAAAAUGAGGUUUGAAGGUGAAGAAGCUCCUGAGCAGAGGUUUACAGGCACCAUAGUAGGCAUUGGUGAUGCUGAUCAAAACAGGUGGCAGGGAUCAAAAUGGAGAUGCCUGAAGGUCCGAUGGGAUGAGACUUCUUCUAUUCCUCGUCCGGAUAGAGUUUCUCCAUGGAAAAUAGAACCUGCUUUGACCCCUCCGGCAUUGAAUCCCCUUCCUGUACCCCGGGCUAAAAGACCCCGUGCAAACAUGGUGCCUUUAUCGCCUGAUUCCUCUGUUCUCUCAAGGGAAGGUUCAUCUAGAGUGACAGUUGACCCUUCACCAGUAAAUGGGUUUUCAAGGGUCUUGCAAGCUCAAGAAAUCUCAACCUUGAGAGGCUCUUUCCCUGAGAAUAAUGAGUCAGACACUGCUCAAAAGCCACUUGUAUGGAAUUCUUCACAGGAUGAUGAGAAAACUGAAAUGGUUUCUGCUCAAAGAAGAUAUGGAGCAGAGAAUUGGGUGCCUCUGGUGAGGCAUGAGUCAACUUAUACAGAUCUACUGUCGAGUUUUCGAACAACUGGUGAUUCUGCUCAUGGAUUCUGUCAACCAUUUGUCGACCAAAAUUCAGAUGAUUCUAACCCAAUGAAGAAGCAUUUCCGAGAUGAGGAAGGGAAAUUCAACAUACUUUCAGGCCCAAGAUGGCCUUCCUUGAACAUGUACGAGUCUAGUAUUAAGAUUCCUGCACAAGCUGGUGAGUUUCCUCAUCAGAAACCUGGGGAUGGUAGAUAUGGCGAGUUGAGUGGAUAUCUUCGAGCAGAGCAGCCUCAAGGGAGCUGGCUGAUGCCUCUUCUUCCGCCCUCUCACUCUCACUUGGAAAAUCCUCAUUCAAUGGGGCUGAGAUCACAAUCUGCAUUAUUGCAACAUGAGGCUGUGAAAUCCAAAGACGAUGGAAAUUGCAAGCUUUUUGGUAUACCCCUCAGAAAUACUGUGGCAUCAGAACCAGCACUGCUGCAUUCGAGUACAGCUUAUGAAACAAAAAGUCAUAUCCAUCCUGUGAUGCAUCAACCACAGGCUUUGGAAUCAGAUCAACAUUCUGAGCAAUCAAAGGGCUCGAAGUCAGUGGAUACAGCUCUUGUGGGCAAUGAAAAAGAGAAACCCUUUCAGGCUUGUCAGCAACUUUCUAGAGAGGCACAGAGUAAACAAAAUGGCUCAACAAGGAGUUGCACUAAGGUUCAUAAACAGGGGAUUGUUCUUGGGAGGUCUGUAGAUCUUAAUAAGUUUAACAGUUAUGAUGAGCUGAUUGCUGAACUGGAUAAGAUGUUUGAGUUCAAUGGUGAAUUAAUGGCUCCCAACAGGAGUUGGUUGAUUGUAUAUACUGACAAUGAGGGUGAUAUGAUGCUUGUAGGAGAUGAUCCCUGGCAGGAAUUUUGUAGCAUGGUUCGCAAGAUCGUCAUUUAUACUAGAGAUGAGGUUCAGAAAAUGAACCCUGGGAAUUUGAACUCGAAGAUCGAAGAAAACCCAGUGGUAGCAGCACAAGAAAGAACAGGUGCUAAAGAAUUGAAAUGUUUGCUUCCUACUGCUUCAGAUGGUCCUGAUGAUAGUUAGGUUUACCUCGCAUGGCUGUGGGUUACUGAAGGUGGCAUUUGAGACUUGUCAGUAAAGGAGACCUAAGUCUGCAUCGUGCAAGGUCAUUGAGGGUUAUGCCUCUGUACUACCAAGUAAAUAUUAUCCUCCAGGAUGUGGCCCCAUCAUAUCUCCCAGUUUUGAGGUAUUGUGAUUUUAGGUCACUAUAUAGGUACUAGCGAUGCUUUUAUCCAAGCCUGAUAUACAUAUAUAUAUAGAUAAAAUAUAUGCAUAUAUACAUAUUCUCUGCGAGGAUUAGGCUGACCUUGCGUCCUCCACCAUUGUACAUAGCUCCUACAUCCCGGGUUCUAUUGUUUCUGAGUUCUUCCGUUGCACCAUUCCUUGUAUCCAACGACAAUGUUUUCUGAUUCUCCUUUCAUUCUCUGUUUAUACAGUAUUUAUUUUGUUCUGCAGUAGAAUAUUGUAAGUUUUGAA